Molecule: messenger RNA, 2694 nt
Organism: Fomitiporia mediterranea MF3/22
Lineage: Eukaryota; Fungi; Basidiomycota; Agaricomycetes; Hymenochaetales; Hymenochaetaceae
Product: bifunctional acetylglutamate kinase/N-acetyl-gamma-glutamyl-phosphate reductase
Exons: 7
Coding region: 1-2694 (897 amino acids)
Biological process (GO): L-arginine biosynthetic process
Cellular component (GO): cytoplasm; mitochondrion; mitochondrial matrix
Molecular function (GO): arginine binding; NADP+ binding; L-glutamate N-acetyltransferase activity, acting on acetyl-CoA as donor
Source: RefSeq, a predicted model, not a curated record
AUGCUUUCGACAUUCAAGGCCUCUCGAGCUCUGCUCGUUGGUGGUGCACGCCGUUCUGCUGUACGCGUUGUUCGGCGUACACCACUAGUUGCACGAACCUUGCAGACGCAAUCAAUCCGGCAGACGGAUAGGGAUACCAUCACCCGCCUCCUGUAUUCCAUCGGCACAAAACGCGAGGUCGAGCGGUAUCUCCGUAUCUUCUCGUCUUCCUCGCAUCCAUCGCAUCCAGCCAAGUUCGCCGUUAUCAAAGUCGGUGGAGCCGUGCUAGAUGAGCUCGAUGAACUUGCUCUCAGUCUCAGCUUUUUGUAUCGCGUUGGGCUGUACCCGGUCGUUAUACACGGUGCUGGACCACAGUUAAAUCAAAUCAUCGAAGAAGCUGGUGUCAUUCCGGACUACAAUGACGGUAUCCGUAUUACGGAUGCGAAAACGCUUCAAAUCGCUCGCCGAGUUUUUCUCGAAGAGAACCUCAAGAUCGUUAAUGCACUCGAAAAGCUUGGCUGUCGCGCACGUCCGAUUACUUCGGGAGUGUUCACCGCAGACUACCUCGACCGCGACAAGUACGGAUUCGUUGGAAAGAUCACUAAGGUAGAUAAGCGCCCGAUCGAGGCGUCAAUUCGAGCGGGCGCUCUACCUAUCCUGUGCAGCCUCGCCGAGUCCGAAGAGGGACAAAUCCUGAAUGUCAACGCAGAUGUCGCAGCGGGUGAACUUGCUAAGGAGGUCGAGCCGCUUAAGAUUGUGUAUUUGAAUGAGAAGGGCGGGUUGUUUCAUGGUGUUACUGGCGAGAAGCUCGACACAAUCAACCUUGAUGAGGAAUACGAUAACCUCAUGAAGGAAUCCUGGGUCAAGUACGGUACCAAGCUCAAGCUACGGGAGAUCAAGGAUCUCCUCGACCACCUACCACGCUCGUCUUCCGUUGCCAUCAUCUCAGCCCCCAUGCUGCAGAAGGAGCUCUUCACAGACAGUGGAGCAGGUACACUCAUUCGUCGUGGAUACAAGCUCUUUAAGCACAAUUCCGUUGAUGCCGUUGGAGCUGACCGGCUACGGCAGGUUAUCCAUGACCGUGACGCUGAUGUAGUUUCUGGAGAACAGUCGGUCUCGGGUAUACUGAACGAUCUCAAAAAGACGCCAUUCACGGUGUAUGGUGACGAGGCCUUUGAUGUCGUGGCCAUCGUCUCGCACCCCGAAGGCGAAGUUCCUGUUCUGACGAAAUUGUACGCUUCACGCAACGGUAUCCUUAACAGUGUCAUCGACAAUGUCUUCGCUUCGAUCAAGCGUGACCAUCGUCGACUAUUCUGGACUGCGCAGACGACGAACGUAUCUGCUGCAGAUGAGCCUGCACACUCCAUUUCUCGUCCUGGACCUGAGUGGCAUUUCGAGCGUGCAGACGGAAGCUUCACACGUGCAGGACGUAGUCUGUUCUGGUACGGAAUUCAGAGUAUUGAGGAUGUCGAAAAGAAUGUGAAGGAUCUCGAGGCGAAGGGUCGGGUUGCGCGUUCGUAUCUUCCUGUGGGACCAUCUGCUCCUCCACAUCGUGCCGCCGCUUCCGGACCGAACGGAGCUCGCUCGUACUCAACGAUGCGUCGAUUGCCUGGAUCGUCGCGCGGUUACGCUACCGCAGCUAUUCCUGCCGCAUCUACUGAGCCAAAACGUCUUGCACUUAUCGGUGCUCGCGGAUACACCGGCCGAAGUCUCACAGGCCUUCUGUCAAACCAUCCUCACCUCAACCUUACACAUGUAUCCUCGCGGCAGCUUGCAGGCACGGUUCUUGAUUCAUACACAAAGGAAAGCGUGAUAUACUCCAACCUUUCUGCGGACGACGUGCAAAAGAUGGAAGCAGACGGUGCGGUUGACGCAUGGGUAAUGGCUCUCCCAAAUGGAGCCGCGAAGCCGUUCGUUGAGGCUAUCGACAACGGGGCGCAAAAACGAGUUAAUGGGAAGCAGAGUGUGAUUGUCGACUUGAGCGCAGAUUAUCGGUUUGAGGAUGGCUGGACGUAUGGGCUUCCGGAAUUAUAUGGUCGAGCGCUCAUUCGUACAUCCACACGAAUUUCCAACCCAGGAUGCUAUGCGACUUCCAUGCAACUCCUGGUUGGUCCACUUGCUAAGGCAGGGUUAAUCUCACCAGGUGUCUGGCCAACCGUCUUCGGCAUCUCAGGUUACAGUGGCGCGGGGACCGUAGCGGGUGCGAACGACGCAGACGGGCGCCCGGUAACAGUCCCGAAAGUCACCCCAGAAUCCCUACAAGGCGGUAUACGUCCGUAUUCGUUGACGGAUCACAUUCACGAGCGGGAGGCCGGACGUCAUCUUUCUACACUUCUAGGUGCGAAUACUGGAGGCAUGAAAGUUGCAUUCAUCCCGAGCGUAGCACCAUGGUUCAGUGGAAUCAUCAGUGUACUCAACGCACCGCUCAACAAGAAGAUUGCGGCUCGAGACGUGAAGGCUUUGUAUGAAGAGAUGUACGCAGGCGAACGACUAAUCAAGAUCGGUUCAACUGUACCCUCUCUACCUAACAUCGAGAACAAACAGGGUUGGACCGUCGGUGGUUUCCAGGUGCAUAGUGAGGGUGAUAGAGUUGUCGUUGUGGGUGGACUUGAUAAUUUACUAAAAGGCGCUGCGACUCAAUGCCUCCAAAAUCUGAACCUCGCCCUUGGGUAUGACGAAUACGCAGGUAUACCGAUCGAUGAGAGCUCCAUUUAG